This is a messenger RNA of Linum trigynum, 249 nucleotides long. NCBI's taxonomy places the organism in Eukaryota, Viridiplantae, Streptophyta, Magnoliopsida, Malpighiales, Linaceae. The record is from the annotation of a GenBank genome assembly.
AUGCGAAGAGCAGGGGAAUACCACGAGAAGCUGAUUCGUUCUCUGUUCUCUCUAUCUGUUUCUUCUGUUUCUUCUCUGCAGGAGGUAGAAGAAGAAGAACAGGAGGUAGAAGCUGAUGCGACGGCGACGGCGACGACGCUGGGGAAGAUGGCGCCGGCGCUGGAGAAGAUGGCGAUGGCGACGGCGCUUCUUGUCUCCAGGGCAGCCUCUCCACGAAGAAGAAGAUGGGGAAAUUUUUUUGGGAAUUAG